UGUCAAAACAGGCAUGGUUUUAUGUGGUCUUGAUACAUCUAAACCAUUAGUAAUUUAAUUUUGAAUCUUGAUUAAUUAAUAUUUAAAAUAUAAAGAUACAAUGGAGUACAUAACACCGGAAGAUGCCCCAGUCUCUACAAGCACAAGAAUAUUAUGCUGUCAAUGUGCAGUUCCUAUUGAACCAAAUCCUUCCAAUAUGUGUGUUGCUUGCCUCCGAGCUCACGUCGAUAUUACCGAUUGCAUUCCAAAGCAAGCUACAUUAUUCUUCUGUAGGGGCUGUGAAAGGUAUCUUCAACCGCCAGCAGAAUGGGUCGUUUGUGCUUUGGAAUCAAGGGAACUGUUGGCCUUAUGCCUCAAAAGACUCAAAGGCUUAAAUAGAGUGAAAUUGGUAGAUGCUGGUUUUGCGUGGACUGAACCACAUUCCAAAAGAAUUAAGGUAAAAUUGACAGUACAAGGUGAGGUUAUGGGUGGAGCUGUGUUGCAACAGACGUUUAUUGUAGAAUAUGUUGUCCAACAUCAAAUGUGUGAUGCUUGCCACCGUUCAGAGGCCCAAGAUUAUUGGCGCGCAUUGGUGCAGGUCAGACAACGGGCUAAUAACAGGAAAACAUUCUACUACUUGGAGCAGUUGAUUUUGAAACACAAGGCACAUGCUAAUACACUUGGAAUUAAACCAAAGCAUGAUGGUCUAGACUUCUUCUAUGCUACAGAAAACCAUGCUCGAAAAAUGGUUGAUUUCAUCCAAUCUGUGCUACCAAUAAAAUGUCAACAUUCUAAGAAGCUUAUCUCGCACGAUAUCCACAGUAAUGUGUAUAAUUACAAGUUCACAUUCAGCAUUGAGAUUGUACCAUUGUCUAAAGACAGUGUGGUCUGUUUGCCGAAGAAGUUGACACAUCAGCUUGGCUCUAUAUCACCUAUAUGCCUAGUUCAGAGAGUUACAAGCACAAUACAUCUUAUUGAUGCAAAUUCUGGCCAAGUGUGUGAUAUAUCAUCUACAGUGUAUUGGAGAAACCCCUUCACGCCAAUUUGCAAUCCACGGCAAUUGGUUGAAUAUAUUGUUAUGGAUAUUGAUAUUUUAAAAGAACAUGAAAAGAAAACAUUCCCCGGGCAAGGUGUGGUCUCAAACAAGCAUGUAGUGGCCGAUGUGUGGGUGGUGAAGGCGAGUGAGCUAGGCUUGGAUGUCAGUCCUGUGCACGCUAGGACACACCUAGGUCACAUAUUGAAGCCUGGUGACACUGUAUUAGGCUACAACCUAAGCGACUCCAACGUGAACGACGACAACUUGGACAAGCUGGACCGCAGCCUCAUACCGGACGUGUUCCUCGUGAAGAAGCACUACGGCGAGCGGUCGGCGCGGCGGCGCGCGCGCAACUGGAAGCUGAAGCACAUGGCCGACGAGCUGCACGACGGCGCGGGCUCCUCGAACGAGGACUACAACGAGUUUUUGGAUGAUCUUGAAGAGGAUCCCACAUUCAGGCAAAACAUUAACAUAUUCAAGGAUGAAAAGUCAAUCCCUAUCGAUACUGAUGACAUCGACCCGUCCCUCCCGCGCAUCACACUGGCGGAGAUGUUGGAUGACUUGGUUAUAGAAGAUGUGGAAAUGACAGAAGUCUAAGGCCACGAUUUUAUUGUUUUCACAAUUUUGCAGUAAUAAAUAUGUUAUCUGGUUA
Messenger RNA from Zerene cesonia (dogface butterfly), 1667 nucleotides. It is a transcript of the gene Nmd3, whose product is annotated as 60S ribosomal export protein NMD3. Gene Ontology annotation, molecular function: ribosomal large subunit binding. NCBI's taxonomy places the organism in Eukaryota, Metazoa, Arthropoda, Insecta, Lepidoptera, Pieridae. Gene Ontology annotation, cellular component: cytoplasm; nucleus. The transcript is spliced from 10 exons. Bases 101 to 1612 code for a protein of 503 amino acids. The record is from RefSeq and is a predicted model, not a curated record. Gene Ontology annotation, biological process: ribosomal large subunit export from nucleus.